CACCUGAGUGGCGGAGGAAAAAUUGAGCAAGUAAAUGUAUAUUAGGAUUCAUGGACAGUUCAUCUACAGCUAUCAGCUUUCAUGUUCGCUCUUUAGCCCCCCUAUACACUCUGGUGAUUUUGCAGAAGAUGGAAACUGCCAUAACUGCGGUUGCAGGUGAACUCGUCAGCCGAAUUAUCUCCUUCACCAUAAACAAGUACUACGGGAGCAAAAUUUGCUUGGAGGAGGAGGUGGAGAGGUUAAAACAUCUCCUGAUGAGAGUUCAUACCGUUGUGGAGGAGGCAGAUGCACGAUACAUCACAAACUCUGGAAUGUUGAUGCAGCUCAAGGUACUUUCGGAGGCCAUGUAUAGAGGCUACCAUGCGCUGGAUACCUUCAAAUUCCAGCUCCACAAGGAAAGUUCCAUGAACAAGGUUAGCAACUCACUCUCCUUCUCUUCUGCCAAUCCUCUCAAACGUCCUCGCACAAUUGUUGAUUCAACGAACAAGGGCAAGGUCCUCAAUCUUAAGGUUCAUGGAGCAUUGGGAAGCCUAGAAACAAUUGUUGCUAACAUAGCAGAGUUCGUUUCACUUUUGGGUGGGUGUGAACGCAUGUCCCGUAGACCCUACGAUGCAUAUCUUUACAUCGACAAUUUCAUGUUUGGUCGACUUACCGAAAAGCAGAAGCUCUUGAACUUUUUGUUGGAUCAUAACCCACCUGGUGCACCAGCAGUCCUUCCAAUCAUUGGUGGUCUUGCGUUUGGGAAGAAAACUUUGGUUGCUCAUGUAUGUGCUGAUGAGAGGGUGCGAUCGCACUUCUCUUCAAUUUUGCAUCUGAAUGGAGACAACUUUCUGACUGUUCUCGGCCAUGAAAGAGCUAUAUUGGGGAUGCAGCUAGUGGUUGUUGAGUUUGUUUCAGAAGUAGAUGAUGUGGACUGGAAAGCAUUUUAUUCAUUUGUUACAAGAACGAAUAGAAGAAGCAAGGUAAUCAUAAUAAGCAAACUUGAAAGGUUAGCGAGGUUUGGAUCAGUAAGGCCAAUUUUCCUUAAUUCCUUGUCAUAUGAGGAGUUCUGGUACCUCUUCAAGAUACUUGCAUUCGGAAGUGCAAACCCGUCGGAACAUCCACGACUAGUACAAAUAGCAGAAGAAUUUGCCAUGGAUUUGCAUAUGGGAGGAUCACUUGUCGCAGCAAAUGCAUUAGCCGAAGUAUUGAGAGGAAACCUGAAUGCUCAGCUCUGGCUUUGCAUAUUGGACAGGUGCAGAAGAGUGAUUGAUAGGAACCUCUCCGUGUAUGGUGAGCAUCUAAACUUACGUCUUGAUCAAGGUCAUGAAGUAGACCUAAGAGACUUUUCUUUGCAUCCUGCUUCUCCACUCCGCAUCAUACCUUGUACUGGUAGCAGAAGCACAACUUAUGUUCCAGUGAAGAAGGAACUACCACAGGUGACCUUUGCAGAACUACUCGUAGAUCCUUCCGUUAGGCCAAAAGGAGAAUUCAAUCUAUUGUCAUGGGAAUCAAGGUUACCUCCUUAUACUUCUUUUGUUCACUUUGCUCCAAAUUGUACUCAAGAUAUGCCUGAAGGUAGACCUCUAUCAGGGAGGAAGCGCCGAGGAGUGACUUUCUAAUAUUACACAUGAAGCCUACCUGAUGUAAUUAUGUUAUAGCAGAUGUUUUAUAUUUAUAUCUAUAGCAAAAGUAUGUAUACCACGAAUUUGUCAAGCA
Messenger RNA from Phragmites australis (common reed), 1698 nucleotides. RefSeq names its product putative disease resistance protein RGA4. Bases 51 to 1601 code for a protein of 516 amino acids. The record is from RefSeq and is a predicted model, not a curated record. The transcript has a single exon. NCBI's taxonomy places the organism in Eukaryota, Viridiplantae, Streptophyta, Magnoliopsida, Poales, Poaceae.